CAUCUUUUGCUGAUUGGGAACGCGACCAAAAGGAACAAUUCUUUAUUCUCCUCACAUCCCUAGACGCGGAAGAAAAAGCAUUUAAUUGGAGUAGGACGCUUAUCAACCUCGCUGUUCGUUCCUAGUACUGAGCUAUUCCGGCUGCCCACAGAGGCCGAGAAAUGGUGAGAGUAAUUCCCAUAGCGUCUUCGAUUCGACCUUCUCUCUCGUCCUUCAGGUUAAUCGGUGGUUCUCGUUUCUUCCCUUCCCUCUCUUCCUGUGGCCCCUUUCGGCCCAUCUCCUUCUCUCAUCUUGGCAGCGCUAUUCCUCAGUCCCAUAGCUUUGGCCUGAAAGCACCCAGGCUUUUGAGACGAGAUGGGAGCCGCACGGGAUUGAUAGCAACUGGGAUUGUGUGCCAGGCAAGCACAGCUGCUUCACCAGAAAAUGUACUUGAGUGGGUCAAACAAGACAAGAGGAGAAUGCUUCAUGUCGUUUAUCGUGUUGGUGACUUGGACAGGACCAUAAAAUUUUAUACAGAAUGCCUAGGAAUGAAGCUGCUGAGAAAGCGUGACAUACCAGAGGAGAAAUAUACUAAUGCUUUUCUUGGAUAUGGUCCUGAAGAUUCACACUUUGUUAUUGAACUGACAUACAAUUAUGGAGUUGACAAGUAUGAUAUUGGAACUGGAUUUGGCCAUUUUGGUAUUGCUGUUGAGGAUGUUGCAAAAACGGUGGAACUUGUACGGGCCAAGGGUGGCAAAAUAACAAGAGAGCCUGGUCCUGUCAAGGGAGGCAAAACAGUAAUUGCAUUUAUUGAAGAUCCUGAUGGUUAUAAAUUUGAGCUUCUGGAAAGAGGACCCACACCUGAGCCUUUAUGCCAAGUAAUGCUUCGAGUAGGUGACCUUCAACGUUCCAUUGAAUUUUAUGAGAAGGCUCUUGGUAUGGAGCUUCUUCGAACUCGAGAUAACCCGGAGUACAAGUAUACCAUCGCUAUGCUUGGUUAUGGUCCUGAAGAUAAAAGUGCUGUUAUGGAGUUGACUUACAACUACGGAGUCACUGAAUAUGACAAAGGAAAUGGUUAUGCUCAGAUUGCAAUAGGCACCGAUGAUGUUUACAAAACUGCAGAAGCUGUUAAACUUGCUGGGGGAAAGAUUACCCGAGAGCCUGGACCAUUGCCUGGGAUCAAUACAAAAAUUACAGCAUGCUUGGAUCCUGAUGGCUGGAAGACGGUGUUUGUAGAUAAUGUCGAUUUUCUGAAGGAAUUGGAGUAGUGCGUUUAAAAGCGCCGUCGUAGCAAUCCCAGAAGCUGAAAUCAAAUCACUUGUGAAGAAAUGGGCUUCUUUAUUGAAGCCGUCGAUGAUCCAGAGAGUUAAUCAUAUUCGAUUCCCAUUUUGUAGAUAGAUGAAGCAAGUUUGAUCUCUUUAACGCAUUCAUAAUUUUAUGUUUUCCGUUUGGUAUGUAAUGAUGCUUGAGUGUAAGCUUUGUAAUUUAUAUUUGACAAAAUUAUAUUGGAGAUACUUAUAAUUUCUCUCAAUUUUUUAUUUAGUAUUUAUAUUUUUUUAAUUAAAUCAUUUAAUU
Molecule: messenger RNA, 1554 nt
Organism: Neltuma alba
Lineage: Eukaryota; Viridiplantae; Streptophyta; Magnoliopsida; Fabales; Fabaceae
Product: probable lactoylglutathione lyase, chloroplastic
Exons: 9
Coding region: 162-1247 (361 amino acids)
Cellular component (GO): cytoplasm
Molecular function (GO): metal ion binding; lactoylglutathione lyase activity
Source: RefSeq, a predicted model, not a curated record